AUGUCGGAUAGAUCCGCAAGGUUAUCAAAGUAUUUAAGCCUCAUUGAGAAAGGUGUGAGGAAGGUGGAGAAGGUCUCCGACACGACGCUCUUCCUGGAGGCAUUGUGUAACCAGCCAGACCCGCUACUUUGCGUCGAGAAGCUCGUUUCAAAUUCUCAUGCUCUAGCGGCACUACAGAAUAGUAUUCGGUUUGACUCAUCUACGAAAUUUUUGAAUGGACCCAUGGAGUGUUUUCUCACAUACCUGAGAGCCCCUGGCAUAGAACAACUCUGCAAUGGCCAAUUCCUUCGGAAGAUCAUUUCUUCCUUGGUAGACCCUCCGACAUUCUGGAACGCGUUCGUAAAUGGGCACAACCAACAGGUCCUAACCGAGGCUUCUCAGGUUGCAUUUGCGUGGAUGCUGUUGCAGUUGUUGACAUCACCCUCCUGUACGGACGAGAUCUACGAAACGGCCAAAGCUGCCAUUGAAGAUCGCUCACUUCUUGAUUCUCCCUCCCUCGAAGUCCGAACACUCGGAUACAAGGUUCAGAAUAUCCUGAAUAUCAGAUUAGCGGAUCUUUCCCAGCUUGGCGAUGAUAAGCCGGGGGGAAGACAUGACAAUGAUUUUGAUGAUUUUCGAAAAAUCUCCAUCCUUCCCACUCCAGACGAAAUUGCAUCCACGGAACAACCAUUUUAUCGAGAAGCACAACAAAUAUAUGACGUUGAGCCAGAGCUUCGCCCUGGGAUGCAUUACGACAAUCAAUUCCGCUUGUUGAGGGAAGACUUUUUGGCGGAAUUACGAAAUGACUUGCAAAUAGCUCAAGGGAGGAGGAAGGGAAAGAGAUCCGCGGGAUUGAUCAGUGGACUUACUUUCAGCGGCAUAGACUGCGGAACCGAGAUGAAAAGAAAGCCCUGCUCGCUUACUUUCCUCUGUGAGAGAGACAUUCCGCAGAUGACUGGCCUUCCAACAUCAGGGAGAAUGGCAUUCCUCAUCAAUAAUAAGAACAUUUUGAAGCACCAGUCUUUCGGGUGUUUGAUGCAGGGCACCGAUAUCGUCGCAUUCGCUUCUGUUGAUCGAAACGAAAGCCUCCUUGCGGAGGAGAUUCCAGUUCUUGCCUUACAGAUAGUAGAAAGCGAGGCGAUCACAAGGGUGCUCACCAGAGCCAAACAAGCUACGCCCUUUGACUUCAUCGUGGUGGAUACUGCUGUUUUUGCCUAUGACUCCAUUCUUCAAAGAUUGCAGGAGAAAUCCGAAUUCCCUCUUUCUGACUGUUUGCUGUCCUCAGAGCCAUCGCUGCAAAGUCUUGAGAUUGAUAGCAAACUAUCAAGGAUAGUCGAAAAGCUCAGAGCGACGCAAGGCCAAAACCUCCAUCAUGUCAUCGGGACAUCCAAAAAGGUUUCGCUCGAUCAAUCGCAGUUUGAGUCGCUGAUGGUGGGUUUGGGACACUCGCUCAGCCUCAUACAAGGGCCACCAGGGACUGGAAAAUCUUUCAUCGGAGCUCUUCUCGCCAAAAUCUUACACGAUCAUACCAACGAAACUAUUCUGAUCAUCUGUUACACUAACCAUGCUUUAGAUCAGUUCUUGGAGGAUCUCAUGGACAUCGGCAUACCGGAUGAGUCCAUCGUUAGGCUGGGAUCCAAAUCUUCAGAGAGGACCAAGAAGCUUGGCCUAGCCGAGCAGUCUGCCCGUCGGAAGGGCGCUCGACUGCCAUGGGGCUUCAUUCACGAACUGAAAGACGAAUUGCAAGAUCUGGAGCAGAAGUUGAGACGCACCCUGGCACGAUUCCACGAGGAUGUCACGUACGAUCAUCUUAUGCAAUAUCUUGAAUUUGCGGACGAUUCAAGCUUCUACGACGCAUUUAUCUUGCCGGAGCAGGACGAUAGAAUGCAGAGAGUAGGAAAGGGAGGUAAGAAAAUCGGGAAGCAUUAUUUGAUAAAUCGUUGGUUGUAUGGUCAGGACGCUGGGGUUUUUCAACACGAAGUCGAGGAAGAACAGUCCAAUAUCUGGAAAAUGUCUCUUCAAAGUCGGCGAGAAUUAUUGAAGGUCUGGACGAGGAACAUUCUCCGUGACCAUCUGGAGGAAGUUGCACCUCUUUUUCAGGCUUUCAAUCGCAUACAACGCCAAAUCGAUGAUUCAAUCUACCAGACAAAGAACUCCGAUAUAUUCACGACGAAACGAAUCGUUGCUUGCACGACUACAGCUGCGGCAAAGUAUACCCAAGCACUGGAGGCGGCCAAGGCCGGAGUCAUUUUGGUUGAAGAAGCUGGAGAAAUUCUUGAGAGCCACGUUCUCACUGCAAUGACAAGAAAUACGAAACAAUUGAUCUUGAUCGGAGAUCACAAGCAACUACGCCCAAAGGUCAAUAAUUAUAAUCUGACCGUUGAGAAAGGUGAUGGAUUUGACUUGAAUAGGUCAAUGUUUGAGAGGCUAGUGCUACAAGGCUAUCCGCAUACAACUCUUUCCAAACAACAUCGAAUGUGUCCCGAAAUUUCCCAACUGGUUCGACAUCUGACUUAUCCUGACCUACUGGACGCGGAAAAGACUCUGAAUCGGCCAAAACUUCGUGGGUUUCAAAACAAGGUCAUAUUUGUGAAUCAUGAACGACCGGAGCUUGACCUACAUGGUGUUUCAGAGGCGGGAGACCCGACGACGAAAGCGAGUAAGCAGAAUCCCUUUGAGGUUGAGAUGGUCCUUAAAUGCAUCCGUUACCUUGGACAACAGGGUUACGGAACAGAUAAGAUUGUGGUCCUGGUACCUUACCUAGGACAGUUGCAUCUUCUUCGAAAAGAGUUGAGCAAGAACAACGAUCCGGUCUUGAAUGACUUAGAUUCGCAUGACCUCGUCCGUGCUGGUCUCAUUACGCCUGCCAGCGCAAAGAUGUCAAAGCGUCAAAUACUGAUUUCGACGAUUGACAAUUAUCAAGGAGAGGAGAGGGACAUUGUAAUUUCAUCGCUCACUCGAAGCAACGACAGAGGAGACGUGGGAUUCAUGGCUGCACCAGAACGCCUCAAUGUGCUCCUCUCUCGAGCGCGCAACGGACUGAUUGUCAUUGGAAAUUUCAGAACCUUUCUCGGGAGCCGCAAAGCAAAGGCUUCGUGGCAACCUUUGUUUGACCUUCUAAACAAGAGUGGACACGUUUAUGAUGGAUUUCCAAUUAAGUGUGAAAGACAUCCAAAUAGAAUGGCGAUACUAAGAGAACCUGAAGAAUUUGAUACCGAAUGUCCCGAUGGAGGCUGUGCUGAUCCUUGCAUUGUUGAAGGCACAUGUUCAAAGAAACAUAAGUACAAUUGGAAAUGUCACAAGGGUGCACCAAAAGUAUGCCCUAAAUGUGAACGCGAGAAACAGAUUGAGGAGCAACGAAAGCAACGAGAUUUUGAGUUGGAGCUCAAGCGACAGGAACGCCAAAACCAACACGCCAGGCAGCUGGGGGAGAUCCAGCAAAAAAUCGAGGACGAGAAACAAAAUAUGAAAGACAUUGCCGAUGACAAAGAGCGGCAAAGCGUCCUUGCCCAAAAGUUGCGAGACCUGGAACAGAUACAAUUGACAGCUAAGCGUGCCGGACAGUCUCUGCCUCAUUCGCAGAUGCCUUCCGAUCCUUCACCAAGUUCACCUAGCAGACAAUCCACUGCCGGUGAGUCUCAGACUCAAGACUCGGCGCAAAUCAAUCACCCCCAGAGUUCACAAACUCGAUCCCUUGGAUCUGAAUCUCGAGAUGAAUGGGAGAGACAGAAGGAAAUGGAAGGUCAAUCUAAUACUAGUCUCGACGCGCUCAUGAGGAUGACUGGCCUCGAAGAAGUGAAAAGCAAGUUUUUAUCUAUCAAAGCAAAAGUGGACACAGUUGUUCGUCAGGGUACGAGCUUGAAGGAUGAAAGAUUCAAUGCAGCACUCUUGGGAAACCCUGGAACAGGGAAAACCACUGUAGCCCGCCUGUAUGCCAACUUCCUGUUUUCUGUGGGAGUUAUUCCUGGUGACUUGUUCAUUGAGACAUCCGGCUCUCGAUUAGCGAGCGACGGAAUUCUGGGUUGCAAAAAACACCUUGAAGAGAUUUGCAACAGUGGCGGCGGAGCGCUGUUCAUUGACGAAGCUUAUCAGCUUGUUUCUGGAACAAAUCAUGGAGGCAGUCAAGUACUUGAUUUCCUUCUUGCAGAGGUCGAAAAUCUUACCGGAAAAGUCGUUUUCAUUCUUGCUGGUUAUAGCAAGAAUAUGGAGGCAUUCUUUACACAUAAUCCAGGAAUUCCCAGCCGAUUUCCCGUCGAAUUUCAAUUUCGCGACUAUGAGGAUGUCGAACUGCAGCAUAUUCUUCGCCAUCGAAUAGAACGAAAAUAUGAGGGAAGAAUGAAGAUUGAGGGUGGCAUUGAUGGUCUGUAUAUUCGAAUAGUCUCUCGACGCAUUGGACAGGGUCGAGGACACGACGGGUUUGGCAACGCCAGAGCAGUUCACAACGAAUUCUCGCGAAUAGCUGAUCGCCAGGCCAACCGACUGCAACAGCAACGCCGGGAAGGAUUUCACUCAGACGACAUGGUCUUGAAGAAGGAGGACCUGCUCGGCCCAGAGCCUGGUUUGGCGCUGAAACAAAAUGUUGCGUGGAGAAAACUCCAAAAGUUGACUGGACUGCAAAGCGUCAAAUCCGCUGUUCAAUCACUCCUGGAUACAAUGCAGUUCAACUAUCGCCGCGAAAUAGAGGAAAAGCAAAAGGUUGAGUAUUCUCUCAACAAGGUCUUUGUGGGAAAUCCAGGAACCGGCAAAACCACAGUGGCAAAAUUAUAUGGUCAGAUACUUGCCGACCUGGGCUUCUUAUUCAGCGGAGAAGUCGUCGUCAAGAACCCCUCUGACUUUGUGGGAAAUGUGCUCGGUGCAUCUGAAAGUACAACCAGAGGGAUUUUGGCCUCCACUGUAGGUAAAGUUUUGGUCAUUGACGAGGCAUAUAUGCUUUACGGAGGCUCUUCCUCCACGGAGGGGUUAUCAGCAUCAGAUCCGUAUAAGACUGCUGUCAUCGACACUAUCGUUGCGGAAGUGCAGAGUGUCCCAGGAGAUGACCGUUGCGUACUGUUGCUCGGUUAUAAGGACCAGAUGGAGACCAUGUUUCAAAAUGUCAACCCAGGCCUCUCCCGCCGGUUCCCGUUGGAUUCGGCUUUCUACUUCGAGGACUACACCGACGAUGAUCUGGAGAAAAUCUUCGAAUUGAAGUUGGGACAAAUCGGUUUCGACGCAACCCAAGAGGCAAAGAAGGUAGUGCGCGAACGCCUUCGCCUGGCUCGUAACAAGCCUCAUUUUGGCAAUGCCGGCGAAGUUGAUAUUCUUCUGGAUCGUGCAAAAAUGGAGCAUCAAAAGCGCUUGUCGUCAAAGCAAACAAAGAGUAUUGACACCCUCGAGACUCUCGAUUUUGACCCGGACUUUAGUAGAGCAGAAGAGGCCCCGACUAACUGCAGAAAACUCUUCGACGGGGUUGUUGGGUGUGAAAGUUUGAUUCUCCAGCUUGAGGGCUACCAGAGAAGUGUGAUAAAUAUGAAGAAGCUGAACAUGGAUCCACGAGAGCAGAUCCCGUUCAAUUUUCUGUUCCGUGGUCCACCCGGCAGUGGCAAAACCUCUACAGCGAGACGAAUGGGGAAAGUGUUCUAUGACAUGGGAUUCAUGGCCAGUGCUGAAGUGAUUGAGUGUUCUUCCACGGAGCUCGUUGGGCAGUACGUCGGCCAAACAGGCCCCAAAACCCAAAAGUUACUAGAGAAAGCGCUGGGUAAGGUUCUCUUCAUUGACGAAGCAUAUCGACUUGCGGAUGGCCAAUUUGCGCAGGAGGCCAUGGAUGAACUAGUCGACUGCCUCACUAAGCCCAAGUUUGCCCAGAAGCUCAUUGUCAUUCUAGCUGGGUACGACGAGGACAUCAAUCGGCUUAUGUCAACCAACCCGGGCCUGACCAGUCGCUUUCCGGAAACUAUAAGCUUUGGCCACCUACCGCCGGAAAACUGCCUCGAGCUGUUCCAAGCAUACAUUCGCAAAGCAGGAAAGAUCGAAAGUAGUGCUGUACAAGCGCCUUCUGCAGCAUUUAAAAAUACCCUUCUCGAGCUGUUCAAGAAUCUUGCUCAACUUCGUGCCUGGGCUAACGCCAGGGAUGUCAGAACACUAGCCAACUCUGUGAUCAAUAAGGUGCUUUCCAGUACAGGGACUGAUGCCGGGUUCGAGGUCACAGAGGAUGUGGUCCUUUCAACAGUACGCCAAAUGGUCUCCGAGCGUGAACUCCGUGGGAGCUCAGUACGUUCUCGAGCACAUCCUACGCUUGCAACACAGGAAUUAUCGAAAGAUGCACCCAUACCUCCUGCCUUCAAUACGGUGACUAAGACUGCCACUGAUGCUGACCAGUCAUUACCUCCUCCAUUGCAGGAACCACCAUCACAGAAUCUUGAGCAGGAAAAUCUCGGUCGCGACCCUGGUGUCUCUGAGGAAAUUUGGAAUCAACUAAAAUCCGACAAACAAGCUGAUGCAGAAUGGGAGAAACAGUACCGCGAGCUCUUGGCCCAAGAAAAAAAGGCUCAAGAAGAACUGACUGCGAAAGUAGCCGCUGAUAUGGAGGCGAGAAGAAAGGCAGAAGAGGAAUCUGACGCAGAGGCUCGUCGCUUGCUCGAGGAGGAGCGUCUCAAGUGUGAGCGUGAAUGGCGCGAACGGAUGGAACUAGUGGCGAGGAUUGAGCAGGAGAAGAGGGCAAGAGAACAGCAAAGAAGGAGAGAGGAGGCCGUGCAAGCCAAGUUGAGACAAAUGGGGGUGUGUGUGGCAGGGUUUCGGUGGAUCAAGCAAGCUUCGGGUUACAGAUGUGCUGGGGGUACUCAUUAUCUUUCUAACGCGCGACUUGGGAUUUAG
Molecule: messenger RNA, 6828 nt
Organism: Exophiala bonariae
Lineage: Eukaryota; Fungi; Ascomycota; Eurotiomycetes; Chaetothyriales; Herpotrichiellaceae
Exons: 7
Coding region: 1-6828 (2275 amino acids)
Molecular function (GO): ATP hydrolysis activity; ATP binding; helicase activity
Source: RefSeq, a predicted model, not a curated record